Molecule: messenger RNA, 575 nt
Organism: Dentiscutata erythropus
Lineage: Eukaryota; Fungi; Glomeromycota; Glomeromycetes; Diversisporales; Gigasporaceae
Source: the annotation of a GenBank genome assembly
AUGGAGCAUAUGAUCUGAGUGAUGAGAUGCGAAUCUAUCUGUUAGACAAGAAUUUCUACAAGAUCCGUGACAUGAACCUGGAAGAGGGCAAUGAUCUGUACGAGCGAUGUCUAAGAGAAUUCAAACAUGUGAGCACUGGCCGAUCUCGAGACAGGAGAAACUACUACUUUCUUGUGAGAAUCAUGUCCGAACUCUCCAAGACCAAAGACUGUCAGCUCUCUGACAAGGCCAGAUACCAGAUCGGAGUGUGGUACCACUCAGAACAUGUUCCAUUUGCCGAAACAAAAGUGGUUUGUAGAAUCUUUCAAGACAUGGCUGAUGAUGAAUCAUCCAUGUACCGAUUAAAAGCCGCAGAAGCAUAUGCCAACAUCAUGUUUAGAUCCGAUGCAAGAUCUGUGAUCAAGUAUCUAAAGAUCGCAUUAGAACUAAACAAACCUGCGAUUUACUACGCAUUAGGUAUCGCUUACAAAGAGAUAGACCAGUUGGAUGAGGGAAAACCAUACAUCAGACAGGCUGCCAAGAUGGGCAUCAAAGUAGCACAAGAAAAAUGUAAAGAAUUAAAGAUAGAUUACUGA